Cucumis melo (muskmelon) is the source of this 2853-nucleotide messenger RNA. Its product is annotated as peptidyl-prolyl cis-trans isomerase CYP95. The record is from RefSeq and is a predicted model, not a curated record. Gene Ontology annotation, molecular function: peptidyl-prolyl cis-trans isomerase activity. Bases 200 to 2539 code for a protein of 779 amino acids. Gene Ontology annotation, biological process: protein peptidyl-prolyl isomerization. The transcript is spliced from 14 exons. Lineage: Eukaryota; Viridiplantae; Streptophyta; Magnoliopsida; Cucurbitales; Cucurbitaceae.
UCAAAGCUGAAUCCACUAGAAAUGGAGGAACUCUGAAGUCCAGUGAGCAUCUUAAUUCUCUUCUAUAUUAACCUACGCAAUUCUUCCAUCUCUCCUAGCCUUCACUCUCAUCUGGGUUUCACUUUAUUCUGUGGUUCUGCGUUUUUCAGGUCUAUGGUCGUAGUGCAAAUUUGAAGCUGAAGGAAGUUUAAGGAAGAAAAUGACAAAGAAGAAGAACCCUUUGGUAUUUCUGGAUGUCUCAAUUGAUGGAGACCCCAGGGAAAGAAUGGUUUUUGAGCUGUUUUAUGAUGUUGCUCCGAAAACGGCGGAGAAUUUUCGUGCACUGUGUACAGGAGAGAAAGGAAUUGGCCCUAAAACUGGAAAACCACUACAUUAUAAGGGAUCUUUUUUUCAUCGGAUUAUUGGAGGUUCUAUGGCACAGGGUGGAGAUUUUGUCAAACGAGAUGGUACAGUUGGAGAGAGCAUUUAUGGUGGAAAGUUUCCAGAUGAACUUCCUCGACUAAAGCAUGAUGGACCUGGUCUUCUAUCCAUGGCAAUUGCUGACCGUGACACUUUAGGCUCCCAUUUUCUUAUCACAUUUAAGGCCAAUAAUCAUCUUGACAGGAAGCAUAUAGUAUUUGGAAAGCUUGUCCAAGGUUUUGACGUACUGAAAAAGAUGGAAAGAGUGGAUGUAGAAGAUGGCAUUCCAACUGUUACAGUGAAAAUUGUCAAUUGUGGCGAGUUUAAUGAAGAAAAAAGGAAGAUGAAUAAAGCGAAAGCAGGAAAAAAUGCUUCAGAUGAUGAUAGUCAGGAAGAAAAGCGAAGAGGAAAGCCGAAAAAAUCAAGGGAAAGGAAGAGGAGGAAGAAAAAAUACGACACGUCUGAUUCAGAUAGUUCUUCUGAUUCAGAAUUAGACUCAGACUCAGAUAGUGAUUCUGACACUGAUUUGUCAUCAUCCUCAUCAUCUUCUGAAAGUUCUUCCAGUGAUGACAGGUCUAGAAAGAGAAAGAGAACUUCUAAGAGAGGCAGAUAUAGGCGUGGGAGGAGAAAGGAUAAGAGACGCCGAAAGAGACGGAGACAUGAUAAGAAGUCAAGAAGAAAAUCUAAAAGGGACUUGGACAGUCUUUCGGAUACUGAAAGUGAUAGCAAGAGCAGAAGCACUUCUGAGCAAGAUGGCCUUGAUGUUCAAGGGAAAGAUCUAAAUCGUAAAGGCUUAUCAGGGAAAUCUGCUGAAGAUGUACCUCAAGCUUCAGAUGCCCGCCACAGAAGGAGAGGAGAGGUGGAUGUGGUGGAAAAUGAUGGUGAGAGAUCCCCCAAGGAGAAUGGUGAGCGGAGGAGCAAUGGUGUUGCUGCUGUGGAUUCUAAAUCUGACAGAAGCUCGGAAAGACAACCUGAUAUUGUAGAUGACCACCCUGGAAAAUCUAGGAGUCGAAGCAUUAGUCCUAGAAGGACGAUGAGUAAGAGUAUGAGUAUUAGUCCCAGAAAGACUCGCAGCAAGAGCCGCAGUGUUAGUCCAAAACGAAGUAUGAGCAGGAGUCGAAGUGUUAGUCAAAGCCCACCACAAGCAUCAUCGAGGAGGAGCAAGAGCAUCAGUAGAAGUCCUAUUCGAAAUGGAAGCAGGAGUGUCAGCAGAAGUCCUGUUAGAAAUGCUAGCAGAAGCCCAGGUAGAAGUAUUAGCAGGAGCCCAGGUAGGGGAAGGAAAGGUAGGAGUAUCAGUAGAAGCCCAUUACGAAGCGGGCAUCAGAGAGGUAUUAGCAGAAGCCCCGUGAGAUCCAAUCCACAAAGAAGUCCAAGCAGGAGCCCACCUAGAAGAGCCUCUAGAAAAUCAAUUAGUAGGAGUCCUGCAAGAGUUUCCAGAAGUGUAAGCAGAAGUCCGGUGAGGUCCUCUCGUCAGAGUUUGAGCAGAAGCUCAGGUAGGGCCCCUUCUAGGAGGAGUAUCAGUCGAAGUCCUCGAGCGCCAGCUAGGAAUCGAAGGAGCUACUCUAGGAGUCUUACCCCCAUCCGAAGGCCAAGGUCACCGACAUCUGAUAGAGGGAUGAGUGCAUCAAGAAGUGUUUCUCCAGAAGGGUCUCCAAAGCGCAUCAGAAGGGGGCGUGGUUUUAGUGAGCGUUAUUCAUUUGCUCGUAGAUACAGAACACCUUCUGCAUCUCCUGUCAGGUCAUACCGUUACAGCGGAAGAGUUGAACGUGACAGAUAUUCAAACUACAGAAGAUAUUCUCCUAGGCGCUAUAGAAGCCCACCGCUAAGAUACAGGCACAGAAGAAGCAGGACUCCCUCUGCAUCCCGUAGUCCUCGUUACCGUAGUCGUCGUUAUAGCCGUAGCCGAAGCCCCAUCAGGAGCCGUUCCCCAGUUGAGGGAUCCAGGUCUCGUUUGUCUCCUAGAGUAGGUAGGCGGAGAUCUCUUUCAAGGAGCAGAUCCCCAUCAAAAUCAAGGUCCCCUGCUGAUUCUCAAUCCCCCAGAAGAACGAGCAGAGAUAGGUCCAGGUCGCCUUCUGCGAGUCCAGUUGGGAAAAAAGGUCUGGUUUCUUACGGUGAUGGAUCUCCAGAUUCAGAUAGGUGAAAAAGAUCAUUGAAAGAACGAAGGUGUUCAGCUCUCUUCCUCUUGUCCUCGAAGGAGAAAAAAAAACAAUCCUUAUGAUUUCGUGGAGACCCAUCCAAAAUGGAUUCUAGGCUACUGUAUUAAAAUCCCGGCUUAGAUUUGUAUCAGAGUAUGCUUCCUAGGAUAUGUAGUGAAAUAAUAUUGUCUUGGAUCGUUUUUUUUUUCUUUUUGGUAUUCAGACAGUGUUUGUAUGUUUGUAGGUCGUUGGCCAGUUUGGGUAAGAUAUUCGAUAUCUUGCGUUGAUGAUUAAAAUUUGAAGAUUCUACUUGGCACAA